Aquila chrysaetos chrysaetos is the source of this 1975-nucleotide messenger RNA. Its product is annotated as metabotropic glutamate receptor 6-like. NCBI's taxonomy places the organism in Eukaryota, Metazoa, Chordata, Aves, Accipitriformes, Accipitridae. Gene Ontology annotation, cellular component: membrane. The annotation marks the transcript as partial. Gene Ontology annotation, molecular function: adenylate cyclase inhibiting G protein-coupled glutamate receptor activity. The transcript has 8 exons. Gene Ontology annotation, biological process: regulation of synaptic transmission, glutamatergic; G protein-coupled glutamate receptor signaling pathway. The record is from RefSeq and is a predicted model, not a curated record.
UUGACGUCACCCGCACCGGUGGAGCCCCCACAGGUUGUGCUGGGGGCACUGCGGGCGGUUCCUGGGCCAGUUCCUGGUUUAUACUGGUCCGUACUGGUUUAUACUGGUCUCACCGGAUGUCAUCCUCGUUGGCGAAGAGGACGACACCGCGGGCGGCGGGUGCUGGAGGCGGCGGCCCUGGCCAACCUCUCGGGUCACUUCUCCUGGGUGGGCUCCGACAGUUGGGGGGCCAAGAUGGCGCCGGUGCAGGGGCUGGAGGCGGCCGCCCGCGGCGCCAUCACCAUCCUCCCCAAGCGCGCCUCCGUCCCCGGCUUCGACGAGUACUUCACCUCCCGCUCGCUGGAGAACAACCGCCGCAACCUCUGGUUCCACGAGUUCUGGGAGGACGAUUUCAACUGCCGCCUGCCCCACAGCGAGCCCCACGGCGAGCCCCACGGCGGCCCCGGCUCACCCGUCCGCAAGUGCACAGGCCGGGAGCGGAUUGGUCGGGACUCGCCUUAUGAGCAGGAGGGGAAGGUGCAGUUUGUCAUCGACGCGGUGCUGGCCAUGGCCCACGGCCUCCACAGCCUCCUGGGGGAGGCCUGUCCGGGGGGGGGGCUCUGCGCUCGCAUGGACCCCCCUGACGGCCGCCGCCUCCUCGCCCACAUCCGCCGUGUCGCCUUUAAUGGCAGCGCGGGGACGCCGGUGACCUUCAACGAGAACGGGGACGCCCCGGGGCGCUACGACAUCUUCCAGUUCCAGGGCGGCAACGGCAGCGGCACCUACCGGGCCGUGGGGCAGUGGGUGCAGGGGCUGCGCCUGCGGGCCGAGGAGAUGGACUGGGGGGCCAACACCACGGCCCCUCCCCCGUCGGUGUGCAGCCUCCCCUGCGGGCCAGGAGAAAGGAAGAAACCGGUGAAAGGCGUCCCCUGCUGCUGGCACUGCGAGCUCUGCGGCGGUUACCGGUACCGCGCCGACCCCCUCACCUGCCUGCCCUGCCCCGCCCACCUCCGCCCCACCCCCAACCGCACCGCCUGCCGCCCCACCCCCGUCCUCCGCCUCCGCUGGGGCGAUCCGUUGGCCGCCGUCCCGUUGGCUUUGGCCACCUUGGGUUUGACGGCCACGGCGGUCGUCCUGGUCACCUUCGUCAAACAUCACGAGACGCCCAUCGUUAAGGCCUCGGGGCGGGAGCUGAGUUACGUCCUGUUGGCCGGCAUCGCUUUGGUUUACGCCAUCACCUUCAUCAUGGUGGCCGAACCCGGCGUGGGCGUCUGCGCCCUCCGGCGCCUCUUCUUGGGCUUGGGGAUGAGCCUCACCUACGCCGCGCUCCUCACCAAAACCAACAGGAUCUACAGGAUCUUCGAGCAGGGCAAACGCUCGGUGACCCCGCCCCGUUUCAUCAGCCCCGCCUCCCAACUCUUCAUCACCUUCGCCUUGAGCGGUCUUCAACUCUUGGCGUCGGCCCUUUGGCUUCUCCUCCGGCCCCCGCACGCCCUCGUCGACUACGAGAUGGGCCGGACGGCGGAUCCCGAAGACGCCCGCGGCGUUCUCCGGUGCGACAUGGCGGAAGGCGGCACCUUGGCGGGUCUGGCGUACGCGCUUCUCCUCAUGGUGACGUGCACCGUCUACGCCGUCAAAGCUCGCGGCGUCCCCGAAGCCUUUAACGAAGCCAAACCCAUCGGGUUCGCCAUGUACACCACCUGCGUCGUCUGGGUGGCCUUCGGCCCCAUCUUCUUCGGCGCCGCCCAGUCGGCCGAGAGGGUGCACGUGCAGACGGCGACGCUGACGCUCUCCAUGAGCCUCUCGGCCUCCGUCCCCCUGGGGCUGCUCUACGCCCCCAAAGUCUACGUCAUCCUCCUGCACCCCGAGCGCAACCAGACCCGCCGGCCACGCCCCGACCCCGCCCCAUAGCGCCGCCACGCCCUCAGGGCGGGGCAGGGCGGGGCCAACAGCCCCCCUGCCCCGCCCGCUGUUGUAAUACAGUCGCGUCUGCAAA